GUGACGACGUCGUUCUGUUUCGUAUUUCCGCGGGACGUGUUCAUCUGUUGACCGGUCGGGGUACUGUUUUCGGCGAAUUGCUGGUUUUUUAUUGUUUUCACCGUCGAACUGUCUAUAGUUUGAACAACUUUUCGAUGUUCUAUACGUUUAUAAUGUCGAAUAAUCUGUGAACUGCUGGUGCGCGUCGGUAACGAGAAGGAGAGAUCGGGUGCUAACCGCCAUUGUUGUGUUACAAGUUGACCGGCGGCGGCGGUGGUUUUCGGUCGGUUUGUCGGCGGCAAGAGUUGAGCGAUACUUCGUGUGGCGGAGGCGGCGGCGGCGGCGUUACACGGAGCGCCCGGACCGUCGUUGGCGGCGCUACGUGUAAUUUUUUCUUCCCGGACCGGGUCCGUUUCCUCCACGUUUGGCCCGCAGCUGGUCGAUCGGCCAUUUUGAGAAUUUUGGUCGGGGCAAAAAAAAAAAAUAGGGGAAAAAUUAUUUUCCUAUCAAUUUUUUUUCUAUUGACCAUUUUUUGUUUAUGUAUUUUCGUGAUCUUAAUCCCCAUUACCGAUUGUCGUAGCCGUUAAUUAAUCAACUAUGAUAGUGGCCAAGCGUUUGCGAAUAUCGCCGUCAUACCGCCGAACCAGCCUCGUCCUACUCUGAGCGGACGUUUAGUAUCGGGAGUGGAGCACGCGAUCAGCUAAACGACAUUAGUUGAUGACAACUCGUUCGUUGGAAGCCGUGGAAGGUAAAAAAGCCAAAGUAAUGGGCAACGCUGCGACGGCGAACAAGAAAGGCGAUUCUGCCGAGAGCGUUAAAGAAUUCCUCGAUCAGGCCAAAGAGGACUUCGAGGAGAAGUGGAAAAAGAAUCCUACCAACACAGCAGCCCUCGAGGACUUUGACCGUAUUAAAACAUUAGGUACAGGUUCGUUUGGCCGUGUGAUGAUAGUACAACACAAGGCUUCUAAGGAGUAUUAUGCGAUGAAAAUACUUGAUAAACAGAAAGUAGUGAAAUUGAAACAAGUAGAACAUACAUUAAAUGAAAAGAGAAUAUUACAAGCAAUCAGUUUCCCGUUCCUCGUCAGUUUGAAAUAUCACUUCAAGGACAAUUCCAAUUUAUACAUGGUGCUUGAAUAUGUGCCGGGUGGUGAAAUGUUUUCUCACCUACGAAAGGUUGGCCGAUUCAGUGAGCCACAUUCGCGUUUUUACGCGGCUCAAAUAGUGCUAGCGUUCGAGUACUUACACUAUCUUGACCUUAUCUACAGAGAUCUCAAGCCAGAAAACUUGCUGAUCGAUUCGCAGGGCUAUUUGAAAGUGACUGAUUUUGGUUUUGCAAAACGUGUCAAAGGACGAACAUGGACCUUAUGUGGUACACCUGAGUAUUUAGCACCUGAAAUCAUAUUAAGCAAAGGAUACAAUAAAGCUGUUGAUUGGUGGGCUCUUGGAGUUCUAGUAUACGAGAUGGCUGCUGGAUAUCCACCAUUUUUUGCUGACCAACCUAUACAGAUAUACGAGAAAAUUGUUUCGGGUAAAGUACGUUUUCCAUCACACUUUGGUUCUGACCUUAAAGACCUAUUAAGGAACUUGCUACAAGUGGACCUAACCAAACGAUUUGGUAACCUGAAGAAUGGUGUCAACGAUAUUAAAGGACAUAAGUGGUUUGCAUCAACAGACUGGAUCGCCGUGUUCCAAAAGAAAAUCGAAGCUCCAUUUAUUCCCAGGUGCAAAGGGCCCGGGGAUACCAGCAAUUUCGAUGAAUAUGAAGAAGAAGCAUUGAGAAUCUCUUCAACAGAAAAAUGCGCCAAAGAGUUUGCCGAGUUUUAAGGUAUGCAUAUUAUCUAUUUUAUUUAGAUACAUUUAUAUAUUUUGUUUUCGCAACCUCAGUACACAAUUAAUAUUAAAAUAGGAGGACCAAACUGUAUUUGAGAAAUUCUGCUUGUAUCAAUAUUAUUAUGAUUUAGUAGAUUUUACUAGGACGGCUUUGUUUAGCCAGUGGCGUUCGCAGGAAAUCGCUUUAAUCAAGGGUCAGAAAUUAUUGUUAUUACAUCACUGUGUGAAUAUCUACAUCAUAUUGAACUUAAUGACUGGUAGAAAAGAGGAUACUAUAAAUUAUAAUUACAUUACAUCCUUAUAAAUAUAUUUAGGUAUAUUUAUACAAUAUAAAAAUCUUGCUC
Sipha flava (yellow sugarcane aphid) is the source of this 2153-nucleotide messenger RNA. RefSeq names its product cAMP-dependent protein kinase catalytic subunit (gene Pka-C1). The transcript is spliced from 2 exons. Bases 697 to 1803 code for a protein of 368 amino acids. Lineage: Eukaryota; Metazoa; Arthropoda; Insecta; Hemiptera; Aphididae. The record is from RefSeq and is a predicted model, not a curated record. Gene Ontology annotation, biological process: peptidyl-serine phosphorylation. Gene Ontology annotation, molecular function: ATP binding; cAMP-dependent protein kinase activity. Gene Ontology annotation, cellular component: cAMP-dependent protein kinase complex; nucleus.